Messenger RNA from Schistocerca nitens (vagrant locust), 4547 nucleotides. It is a transcript of the gene GluClalpha, whose product is annotated as glutamate-gated chloride channel. Gene Ontology annotation, biological process: regulation of membrane potential; signal transduction; chemical synaptic transmission. The transcript has 13 exons. The record is from RefSeq and is a predicted model, not a curated record. Gene Ontology annotation, molecular function: transmembrane signaling receptor activity; chloride channel activity; extracellular ligand-gated monoatomic ion channel activity. Gene Ontology annotation, cellular component: membrane; neuron projection; synapse. NCBI's taxonomy places the organism in Eukaryota, Metazoa, Arthropoda, Insecta, Orthoptera, Acrididae. Bases 365 to 1753 code for a protein of 462 amino acids.
GCGAGGCGAGGCGCGGCCCGGCAGCGGGCAGCGGGCAGCAGCAGUGGCGCGACUACCGCCGCACGGGCCGCACGCCUCGCCACGCCGCACCGCAGGUCUCUUCGCUCAUGGAGGAGCUCGUGCGACUGGAGUGAGCGUGUGGCUUACGGCUAUAUCCGAGGAACCAUAAGCAACAGUCACCGGCAGUUGAGGGUUAACUGGUAAUGCGGGCGCGGGUCGAGGCGAGCAGAGACCGCCGCGUGCCGCCCGCGGACUCGCACCGCCCCCUGGACGCGCCGCCCCGGCCGCCAGCCGCGCGCUCGCCCUGCCCCCACCGCCUCUGAAGUCGAAGGCACAGCUCAGCCGCAGGAUCCCUACAGGAACCAUGAUGAGCGACCUCUGCAAGACGCCGUGGUGGCUUUGUGCGCUGCUGUUGCUGGCCGCCAACGUGCCAGAUGCCUGGUGCACGCAGCAGAAGAUGAACUUCCGCGAGAAGGAGAAACAGGUGCUGGACCAGAUCCUGGGGCCAGGUCGCUACGACGCGCGUAUCCGGCCGUCGGGGAUCAACGGCACAGCGGACAACCCCACCAUAGUGAAAGUGAACAUCUUCCUUCGCUCUAUCAGCAAAAUAGACGAUUAUAAAAUGGAAUACAGCGUCCAGCUGACAUUCAGAGAGCAGUGGAUGGAUGAGCGACUCAAGUUCAAUGACUUCAAAGGAAAAAUAAAGUACCUGACACUGACAGACGCCAACAGAGUAUGGAUGCCAGAUUUAUUUUUCUCUAACGAAAAGGAAGGACAUUUUCAUAACAUUAUCAUGCCCAACGUUUAUAUACGUAUUUUUCCUUACGGAUCGGUGCUCUACAGUAUCAGAAUCUCUCUGACGCUCUCCUGCCCGAUGAACCUGAAGCUGUACCCUCUCGACAGGCAGGUGUGCUCGCUGAGGAUGGCCAGCUAUGGAUGGACGACUGAUGACCUGGUGUUCCUGUGGAAAGACGGCGACCCGGUGCAGGUGGUCAAGAACCUGCACCUGCCGCGCUUCACGCUAGAGAAGUUCCUUACUGACUACUGCAACAGCAAAACCAACACAGGAGAGUACAGCUGCUUGAAGGUGGACCUGCUGUUCAAGCGCGAGUUCAGCUACUACCUGAUCCAGAUCUACAUCCCGUGCUGCAUGCUGGUGAUAGUGUCGUGGGUGUCCUUCUGGCUCGAUCAGAGCGCCAUCCCGGCACGGGUGUCCCUAGGCGUGACCACGCUGCUCACCAUGGCCACCCAGACGUCGGGCAUCAACGCCUCCCUGCCCCCCGUGUCCUAUACCAAAGCCAUCGACGUGUGGACGGGCGUGUGCCUCACUUUCGUGUUCGGCGCGUUGCUCGAGUUCGCGCUCGUCAACUACGCGAGCCGCUCGGACAUGCACCGCGAGAACAUGAAGAAGCAGCGCCGCCAGGUUGAGCUGGAGCACGCCGCGCAGCUCGAGGCGGCCGCUGACCUGCUCGUGGAGGACGGCAGCACCACCUUUGCCAUGAAGCCGUUGGUGGGACACCCGGGCGGUCCGGCGGCCGCAGCGCCCGGCCUCGCGGGCCUGGACAAGGUGCGCCAGUGCGAGAUCCACAUGCAGCCCAAGCGCGAAAACUGCUGCCGCACCUGGCUCUCCAAGUUCCCCACGCGCUCCAAGCGCAUCGACGUCAUCUCGCGCAUCACCUUCCCGCUCGUCUUCGCGCUCUUCAACCUCGUCUACUGGUCCACCUACCUGUUCCGCGAGGACGACCGCGAGUGAGCCGCCAGCCGCCAUCGCAGCAGCAGCCAGCUAUGUGGGCCGUCGUCGCCAGCACACACACACACACACACACACACACACACACACACACACACACACACACACACGACACACAAGCUCACAAGCACACACAGACACCAGCAGACUGCACACCGACACACAUUUGGACUAAGCAGGGUCAUCCGCGGCGGACUGCCUCCGCCUUACAACCUUCCUUACAGCACGAUUACCUCCCUCCCCACGCCCCCGUACAAAACACGAAUACGUCCCCUUCUCCCACCAAUACUUCACACGUAAGAAAAUUGUCGCCGUUAAGCUGAUCUACUAUUAUCAUGAAAUGUACUUUUGUGUCACCUGUACCGCAGAAAAAAAAAUUUGUAAAUGUGUAGAUUUUUACAGUUUCGUAAUUAAACAAUCAGCUCCUUGCACGAACACUUUCUAGACUGCACACUAUAGCUGUCAGAACACAAUCACCGACACAUUGGGAAAGGACUGAACUCCUUGUAUGUCUUCUCCCGCAUUGACGCUCAUUUUCUCUGUAGGGAUCUUGUCGUUUUCCCAAUCCUCGUACGUAGCCUGCCUGUGUUACAAUGAUGUAUUUCUCUCCCCGAGCCAGAGUGGCGUACUAGCAUUCCUGUGUCAGACUGGCGUAUCAGUGCAACACCUCUAGAGACUACCAUUACUCAGUACUCAGUUUAAUGGUAAUUGUUGGCUGUACGAUAAUACAGACAAAAUGACUAUUCGCCCAUCUUCAGAGACAACUUUUCAAUGGGUGGAAAUACAUGUGUAUGUUGUUACUUUUGUAUUCUUCGAAAGACGGAUGCCGUCGGUGUACGUACUGACUACUUCUGCGAGUGAGAUUGACAAUCGUCUUCCCUUACAGGGCUACGGUAGGUAUAUCUAGGUGUAGAAUAGUUUCCUGCCGUACGUUACAGACUCUCAGCCGAAUUCGAAGGAAGAUCUGUGCCAUUUUCCCACAUUCAGUGCGCUCUUUGAGAACGACGCUGCUAGCCUUCCUCAGUAUGAAUCUGUCUCAGCAUCUGAAGAAACCUGGAAGUGAGAGACAAUAUGCUCCUAUCUCUGACGACGAAUUCUCAAUGUCUUCGAUGGACAGAGGCAUGUUAAGACAUUCCUAGUGACACACUUGACUAAGUACUUGGCAGUGCUACAUAUAAUGGCUCGUAAAGCAAUCAGAUUCAGGGCUGAUCUGUCCUAUGGAAUGGCCGCGUGCAGCACUUGUAUACUUUUGCGAGAAUCAGUUUAUAUUCGAAGCAGAUAAUGUUAGAUGCAUCCAGGGUGGCAGGGUGACAAAAUCAAAAUUUUACAGAAGCUCGUUCCACUUAAGGCGGUACUUUUUUUUGGUAUACUGAAUAGCGUUACUUGGAGCUAUGAACUGUCGAUUGUUUUUGCAUAAAGUAUCACUUCUUCUUGUUACGAAAACCUGUGGCCAAAAUGUGAAUCCUUCUGCCCUCCUGUAAGCAUCCGACAGGUGAGACACCUUACGGUUUGUUUUACUUUCAGACUAUUUUGUUUUAUAGCGACGUGUCUCUGUCUGAUGGACGCUAAACGCAUAUUAGAUCCAGGUUCUUGGAUUUUAACUGGGAAGACGAAGAAAAUGAUUUCACACUUGUGAGUUUAUUUCACGCUUCCGCACAACAAAGUAAUGACAAAUUGACGCUAUUAAAUCUAAGGUUCACUAUGUAAACGUCUUCCAAACAGCAUUAAUUAUUUGCCUGGUUGUAAAAGUGUUGCUGAUCAGUUUCUAAUUCACUGUGUAAUAUGUGGUGCUUUAAUUAGUGCAUAAAUUACUGACAUGAAAGUGACGGUUUUGGUUUGGCCAUUGAAAUUUCAUAAUUUUCGGGAAACUAGAGUUUAAAUUAGCUAUGUCUCUACUUUAAUCUGCAGACGUCACUCGUUACUCGAAAGGCACAAGCUGACUUGGACAACAGUUUUACCAGAAUGAGAGCCCAAAAUAGAGAGGCAGAAGGGUUCAUUUCAUACACGGUCUGAAAGUGACACGUGAUGUUUGGUCGUGGGUUGCAAGCAACCAGGUUGAAUUGGAAGUUUCCUUCUGGGCAUUACAUUCUCGUUCGUUUCUAUACUACCUAUACUGCUUUAUCCGUAGCGAGAAGCGUUUAUUGAAAUAUGGAAAUGUAUUACCCGCUGCAAAACAUACUCGUAAUAACCGUAGGUGCAAAGCGCGUGUGCGCCAGGCGGGACGUAGAGCUAGACAUAGACUUCAGUCCGCAGGCGACAGCCACACGAGUUGGAGCCGGUCAGGGCUCCGGCCGUGUCGGGCGCCGGGAUCGGGCGCACACACGUGGCUUUGCUGGUAGCCGUAGCUCACAGCAGCCGAGAGGGUCGCUACCCGUCUGAGCGGUAAUACCUUGUUAUUGUUUGACGGUUACUAUUAUUUGUAUAUUCUAGAAAUGUGUGUAAUGUUUAGCACUUAGCACGAAUAAAUAUAUGAAAUAUAUUAUAUACGUAUAUAAAAACUGUGAAAGCGCAAUUAUUUUUGAAAAAUGAGAGUGAGUUUGUGAAGAAGAGGAAGGCGCAAGCUUUGAUAGUGAUUUCGCGUUAGGAGACGUAGCGUAGAAUAGAGGAGUACCGACAUCUUGUAAUCUAAUGUUGUGCUAUUUUGUUAACUUCAUUAUGAAACGUCAAAAAACUUUAAAAGAGUCUGAGUGAACAGAGAAUAUCGCAGUAAGUCAUUAAAUGAUGAAUUAAAGUUGUAAGGUUGUUUAUUGAAUGUUGUCAUGACUGUUGUAAUAAUAAAUGCACAUUUUGAAAAAUA